This is a messenger RNA of Solanum verrucosum, 3339 nucleotides long. Its product is annotated as putative disease resistance protein RGA3. Gene Ontology annotation, biological process: defense response to fungus. The record is from RefSeq and is a predicted model, not a curated record. Gene Ontology annotation, molecular function: ADP binding. The transcript has 3 exons. NCBI's taxonomy places the organism in Eukaryota, Viridiplantae, Streptophyta, Magnoliopsida, Solanales, Solanaceae. The coding region runs from base 1 to 3339 and encodes 1112 amino acids.
AUGUCGCGAAAAAUAAACAACAUCAAUGAAGAGUUGAAGGCUAUCAAUCAGUUAGCCAAUGACCUCGGUCUCAAACCACUGAUGGUUCCUUCUCAGAAAAUACUUCCAAUUCGAGAAACAGAUUCCUUAGUUGUUGCUUCGGAUGUUGUUGGUAGAGACAAAGAUGUUGCUGAAAUAAAAGAGAAGAUUUUGAACAUGAGAAAGGAUGCUGUUCUGUGCACCAUUCCCAUAGUGGGUAUGGGGGGUUUAGGGAAAACUACUCUGGCUAAGAGAAUUUUCAAUGACCAACACAUCAAGCAGCAGUUCGAAAAGAGAGUUUGGUUGUGCCUACCUGAAAUGGUAGAAACUAAGAGCUUUCUUGAACUGAUCCUCGAAUCAUUGACAAAGAGGAAAGUUGAGGUCCAAAGCAGAGAUAUAAUAGUCAAGACGCUACAAGAUGCAUUGGGAGAAAAAAAGUAUUUGCUUGUCCUGGAUGAUUUGUGGCAUGUUGACUCUACAUCAUGGCAUGAGUUCAUGGACACCUUGAGAGGAAUAAAUACAUCCAGAGGAAACUGCAUUCUCGUGACUACUCGUAUCAAACAAGUGGCAUCCACAGUAGCAGUAAAUCUUCAUAUGUUGGGGAAAUUAACAGACUAUCAUUGUUGGUCCAUUUUCAAACAAAGAGUAUUUGUUGAUGGGGAAGUUCCGGAGGAAAUACUGAGCAUAGAGAACAAGAUAGUUGAAAUGUGUCAAGGUCUACCGUUGGCUGCAAGUGUGUUGGGAGGCCUCUUAUGCAACAAGGAAAAACAUGAAUGGCGGGCAGUUCUUGAUGGAAAUCCCCUUGUUGCGGGGGAAGAUGAUAACGGGGAAAAUAGCAUAAAGAAGAUCCUAAAACUCAGCUAUGAUUAUCUACCAUCUCCACAUCUGAAAAAGUGUUUUGCUUACUUUGCCAUUUUUCCAAAAGAUUUUGAGUUUGAAAAGGACCAGCUUAUCCAACUCUGGAUGGCAGAAGGUUUUCUCGGUCCAUCUCAAGAGACCACUUUGAUGGAAGACGUUGGGAACAAGGUUUUUCAACUUUUGUUGCAAAAUUCCUUGCUGCAAGAUGUUAAGCUAGAUGAUCUGAACAAAAUAAAAUACUGUAAGAUGCAUGAUCUUGUGCAUGAUUUGGCUGGAGAUAUUUUAAAGUCUAAACUAUUUGAUCAAAAGAGUAUUGGAGGAGAAAAUCUUUCUCAAGUCCGAUACUUUGGAUGGGACUCACCAAGUGAUCAAAUAGAUAAGAUAAACGAGUCAGGACGUUUGUGCACAUUGUUCUGGAAAAGAAUUAUAUCUGAAAAACUGUUGUUGAGCUUUCAGUUCUUGAGAGUUUUAAAUUUGUCCAGGUCAGGCAUCAAGGUAUUGUCAGCCAAAAUCGGCAAGCUAAUAUACUUGAGAUAUCUUGAUCUCUCCAGCACUGAGAUCAAAGCCUUGCCCAACUCCAUUUGCAAGCUCUACAAUUUGCAAACAUUUAGAAUCAAUAGUUGUUACUCACUUAGGAAGCUUCCAGAAGAAAUGGCAAAUAUGAUAAGUUUGAGACACAUAUAUUGCGACUUUCAUUACCAAACAUAUCUUGAUUUUGCGGGUUGGAGAUCAAGGUUUAUAGGUAAUUAUCAGUUUCAGAUGCCACUUAAUAUGGGGCAAUUGACUAGUCUUCAGACACUACAGUUUUUCUAUGUAGGUUUAGAGACAGGUCGUCGAAUAGAAGAAUUAGGUCAUUUGAAAAACCUUAGAGGUGAAUUGACGAUCAAACAUCUCCAAUUAGUCGUAAAUAAAGAAGAGGCUCGAACAGCAUAUUUACAGGAGAAACCAAAUAUCUACAAGCUGACAUAUUUAUGGACCCAUGAUGAAUCAGAAGGCUGUGAGAUCAAUGAUGAGCAUGUUGAAGGAUUGCUACCAAAUUUGGUCAAGUUGAAAUUAAGUGGCUGCAAAAGGUGCAAAGAAAUUCCAUCGCUUGGCCAACUGAAGUUCCUUCGGCAUCUUGAGCUGAUAGGAUUCCUUGAAUUGGAAUGCCUUGGAUCUACAUUUUAUGGCGUUGAUGUUAAUGAUAAAGGAUCAAGCAGCAAUAAUGGCAAUAUCCAAGUGUUCCCAUCACUGAAAGAACUAGUAUUGCAGAAUAUGAAUAGCCUUAUUGAGUGGAAGGGUGAUGAAGUUGGAGUUAGAAUGUUUUCUGCGCUUGAGAAGUUGAGGAUCACAAAGUGUCCACUGUUAGAAGGUACCCCACGUCAAUUGGAAAUCCUCCGUGAAUUAAGCAUUGAAGGAGUUGACAGUGAAAUGCCAUUGUUGAACUUGUGUAGCAACUUGACAUCUCUGGUAAAGCUUAUUGUGACUGAUGUGGAAGAGCUCACUUGUCUUCCUGAUGAGAUGCUACGCAAUAACGUUUCUCUUCAACAACUAUUGGUCACACACUGCAGAGAGUUUCGUGAAUUGCCCCAAAGCCUGUACGAUCUCCAUUCUCUUGAGAGCUUACAAAUACUCUUCUGCACCAAUUUCAGUUCUCUUCCUGUUCCCAGUGUAGAGAAUCGUUUGACUUCCCUCCAAAGUCUUGAUUUAUCACUGUGUAUUGGAUUGACCAGUUUACCAAGUGGAAUGCUAGAGCAUUGUCGGUCUCUACAGACUUUGAAGCUCAGCUGUUGUCGCAACUUAGUUUCCUUGCCUUUGCACGUAUGGGAAAUGCCUUCAAUUUCAUAUUUGGGUUUAUCAAAUUGUCCCAAGUUGAUUAGUGUACCCACAGGGGGCCUUCACCACCUCACAGGGUUAAAGGUAUUGGAAAUUGGUCCUUUCUCAGAGACCGUGGAUUUUGAGGCAUUCCAAUUGAUUUUUAAUGGCAUUCAACAACUAUCGUCCCUUCGUACAUUGGAGGUGUAUGGAUGGACGCGUUGGGAUUCUCUGCCUUAUCAACUUAUGCAACUAUCUGCCCUAACAAAGAUCUGUAUAUAUGAUUUUGGAAUUGAGGCUCUUCCUCAUAGACUUGACAACCUUACUUCUCUUGUAACAUUACAUCUAAUGGGGUGCCAAAGGCUACAACAUGUGGACUUCUCAGAUAUCAUGCCCAAAUUACGAUAUCUGGAGAUCCAUUAUUGUCUAUUGUUAGAAGGUCUGUCGGAUGGGCUUGGCAACCUUGUUUCUUUGGAAGAAUUAAGUUUACGUAACUGCGUGAAACUACAACAUCUUCCAUCCAGAUAUGCCAUGCUGCGCCUCACUAAAUUAUGGAAACUUCUAAUUAAAGGCUGCCCGCAGUUAGAAGAAAGUUGCACCAAUCGGAGUAGCCCAAACUCCCAGUGGUCCAACAUUUCCCAUAUUCCAAAAAUUGAAAUUGAUGGUUGA